Molecule: messenger RNA, 840 nt
Organism: Helobdella robusta
Lineage: Eukaryota; Metazoa; Annelida; Clitellata; Rhynchobdellida; Glossiphoniidae
Exons: 7
Molecular function (GO): protein binding
Source: RefSeq, a predicted model, not a curated record
UGCCAACCUACCGAGUUCUCUUGUAGAUACGGACUUUGCAUUCCGCAGGAUCAGUUCUGCGACGAUAAGGAAGAUUGUUUUGACGGAUUCGACGAACAAGUUUGUGGUUAUUAUGAUGCAUGCCGAUCGGAUCAGUUUGAUUGUGGCUAUGGUCAGUGCAUCCCUGCCAGCAAGAGAUGCGAUGGAACACCUCAUUGUUUUACAAAGGCAGACGAAAACUGCGAAGUUGUUCAUUGUAGAGAGGAGGAAUUCGAAUGUAAAGUUCAGCGACAGUGUAUCAAUGGUUACCUCACCUGCGAUUCUCGUCCAGACUGCCGAGAUGGAUCGGACGAGUGGGAUUGCGCUGCUCCUGCUGUGCACGGCUGCCGUCCGGAUCAGUUCGUCUGUCACACGGAUGCCUCGUGCAUUGCAAGUGAGUUGAGGUGCAACUAUUACCCGGACUGCAAGGACGGAUCAGACGAGAGGGACUGUCUCCCCGCUCCGUGCAGCCCACCUAACAUGUACUUCAGCUGCUUGAACGGCCAGUGCAUCCACAUAUCCCAACAGUGCGACAAGCAGUUCCAGUGUGUCGACCAUUCAGACGAGGAAAAUUGCGGUAACAACUGCAGUAGUUCGCCGCGCAGUUUCCAGUGUGCCAGUGGCCAAUGUAUCCUGAGAGAUUACUAUUGCGAUGGAGAUUACGACUGUAAGGAUCGGAGUGACGAAAUCAAUUGCGGUUCUUCUGGAUGUCGCAAGGAUCAGUUCGCCUGCAGACUAGGCGGUGUCUGCAUCCCGUUAGGCUUCCAGUGCGACAAAACAGCUGACUGCAUAGACGGGUCUGACGAAGUCGGAUGCAGUUAG